This is a messenger RNA of Microtus oregoni (creeping vole), 2840 nucleotides long. It is a transcript of the gene Tox, whose product is annotated as thymocyte selection associated high mobility group box. The transcript is spliced from 9 exons. Gene Ontology annotation, biological process: regulation of transcription by RNA polymerase II; leukocyte differentiation. Lineage: Eukaryota; Metazoa; Chordata; Mammalia; Rodentia; Cricetidae. Bases 325 to 1905 code for a protein of 526 amino acids. Gene Ontology annotation, cellular component: nucleus. Gene Ontology annotation, molecular function: chromatin DNA binding. The record is from RefSeq and is a predicted model, not a curated record.
GAAGUUACCUGCCCGGCAGCGGCGGGGCCGAGAGCGCCGGGGCCCCGCGGACCAGGCAGGCUGCGCGCUCGGCGUGGACGGGUGCGCGCCGCGGCUUCGGGGGGAGAGUUGAGCGCUUUUCCACCCUCUAUUUUUUUUCCUCUUUUUUUCUUUUUUUUUUUCCUCCUCUUCUUAAACCACAAACGGAUGUGAGGGAAGGAAGGUGUUUCUUUUACUCCUGAGCCCAGACGCCUCUCUCUGUUCCGUCUAAGCUUGUUUUUUGCUGAGCACUUUUUUUUUUUUUCAAAAAGGAAAAGAAAAGGAGUUGCUUGAUGUGAGAGUGAAAUGGACGUAAGAUUUUAUCCACCUCCAGCCCAGCCCGCUGCUGCUCCCGCCGCUCCCUGUCUGGGACCUUCUCCCUGCCUGGACCCCUACUAUUGCAACAAGUUUGACGGUGAGAACAUGUAUAUGAGCAUGACAGAGCCGAGCCAGGACUAUGUGCCAGCCAGCCAGUCCUACCCUGGCCCAAGUCUGGAAAGUGAAGACUUUAACAUUCCACCCAUCACACCUCCUUCCCUUCCCGACCACUCUCUGGUGCACCUGAAUGAGGUGGAGUCGGGGUACCACUCCCUCUGUCACCCCAUGAACCACAACGGCCUGCUCCCGUUCCAUCCGCAAAACAUGGACCUGCCAGAGAUCACCGUGUCCAACAUGCUGGGCCAGGACGGCACACUGCUCACCAACUCCAUCUCUGUGAUGCAAGAUAUUGCGAGCCCCGAAGGAGCUCCGUACGGCUCCCAUCCUCAGAUUGCAGCCAUGAGGCCGAGAGGCCAGCCGACAGACAUCAGACAGCAGGCAAACAUGAUGCAGCACGGCCAGCUGACCACCAUCAACCAGUCCCAGCUGAGCGCACAGUUGGGUUUGAACAUGGGAGGAAGCAACGUUCCCCACAACUCCCCUUCUCCCCCUGGGAGCAAGUCUGCAACCCCUUCGCCUUCUAGCUCCGUGCAUGAAGACGAGGGCGAAGACACCUCCAAGAUCAAUGGUGGAGAGAAGCGGCCUGCCUCUGAUAUGGGGAAAAAACCAAAAACUCCCAAAAAAAAGAAGAAGAAGGACCCUAAUGAGCCCCAGAAGCCCGUGUCUGCCUACGCUUUGUUCUUUCGAGAUACUCAGGCUGCCAUCAAGGGCCAAAAUCCGAAUGCUACUUUUGGUGAAGUCUCUAAGAUUGUGGCUUCGAUGUGGGAUGGCCUCGGAGAAGAGCAGAAACAGGUCUACAAGAAGAAAACUGAGGCGGCGAAGAAGGAGUACCUGAAGCAGCUAGCAGCUUACAGAGCCAGCCUCGUAUCCAAGAGCUACAGUGAUCCUGUGGAUGUGAAGACAUCUCAGCCACCCCAGCUGGUCAACUCGAAGCCGUCAGUGUUCCACGGGCCCAGCCAGGCCCACUCAGCUCUGUACCUAAGUUCUCACUAUCACCAACAACCAGGAAUGAAUCCUCACCUCACCGCCAUGCACCCAAGCCUCCCCAGGAACAUAGCACCCAAGCCGAAUAACCAAAUGCCAGUGACUGUCUCCAUAGCCAACAUGGCUGUGUCCCCACCACCGCCCCUCCAGAUCAGCCCGCCUCUUCACCAGCACCUCACCAUGCAACAGCAUCAGCCUCUUGCCAUGCAGCAGCCCCUCGGGAGCCAGCUCCCCAUGCAGGUCCAGUCUGCCUUACACUCGCCCACCAUGCAACAAGGAUUUACUCUUCAACCCGACUAUCAGACGAUUAUCAGCCCCACAUCUACAGCCGCACAAGUUGUCACCCAAGCGAUGGAGUACGUGCGCUCUGGGUGCAGAAAUCCUCCCGCACAGCCGGUGGACUGGAAUAACGAGUACUGCAGUAGUGGGGGCAUGCAGAGGGACAAAGCGCUGUACCUCACCUGAAAACCUCACCGCCUCUCUUUUCCACUGAGGAGUUCAGGGAAGUCUUUUCAUCGCGGAUUGCAGUUCUUCAUUUUAUUAGAAAAUUCAAGUUGCUAAGCACUUAGGACCAUGUGAGCUUGUGGGUCACCCACUCUGGAAGAAAAUAGUCAUGCUUCGUUAUUAUUUUUUUAAUCUUUUUCUGGACAUUGUUCCUCUUCCCUGCAGGAAGUAUGGACAGUUCUGAUUUCUGUUGGGUUUGCUGUGAAGUGCUGCGCUCUAGUAACUGCCUUAGCAACGGUAGCGGUCUGGGGUAAAGGUCCGGGGUUUUCCAUUGGUUUUCAGAAUGGGUGUUUAUAUGGAACUACUAAAGACUUUUUAAAUGGCUUGAUGUAGCAGUCAUAGCAAGUUUGUAAAUAGCAUCUAUGUUACACUCUCCUAGAGUAUAAAAUGUGACGGUUUUUGUAGCUAAACUGUAAUUUGAAACUGGCUCGCCCCAGUUGGUUUAUUUCACAGAGGGGUUAAAUUGGCAAACAUUCAUAUUUUUACUUCAUUUUUAAAAAAACAACUGAUUAAUAGUUCUAUAUUUUCAAAAUACUUGAAAAAUAUUCCCAAAUGAUUUUAAUUUAAAAACAAAUUGGCUUUGUCUUCUGAUCAGACACAAAGAACCUAGUGUGGAGGGAAACGCAAACACAUUUAUUUUGUAUUCCAGAAAAAAAAAAUCCUUUUUGUAUCACUUUUGUGUAAUGAUUAGUAAAUGUCAUCUAUCUGAGUCCUUUGAUGUAUAAAGCUGCCAAAUGCUCGCCCGGGGUCUUCGCUGCAGAACCAGGUUGGGAAGCGCUAAGUGAUCAUCUUUAAGGCUCUGUAUUAUUGUUUCCUCAUACCGUGUCUGUAUUUAAUCUUUUUUUAUGGAACUUGUUGCGCCUAUUUAUGAAAUAAUAAAUAUAGGUGUUUGUAAG